AACUUAACCAAAAAUCUAUACACUGAAUUUAUAUCAAUUCUCGAGUUAUAAACAGCAUGUUCAUGAACACGAUAAAGAAAGGAUAAACCAGAUUAUAAAUAGAGCUUAUGAAGAUGCUGAAUGGGUGUUAAAAAAGUAUUUAGGCAACAAGAAUAAAUAAAAAUGUUUUCUAUACCUUUAGUAACAAGUAGUGGAGGCUUUACUUUUCCGUUAUUUUGGGAAAUAGUAGUGCUUUAUCUUAACAGACCUUAUUUAGUAAAUAAACUAAUAACUGCAACUACUAAGAUCAGUUUGUACAAAAUAGAAUAUAAUGGCAAUCAAAUAAAUGACUUAUUUACAAAAUCAGCGAUUUUAUAUGAACGACGAAAGUUGAUUAAUUUAUCAAAAGAGACAGUCACUGAGGAAUUUAUCAGUAAUAUUAUUGAAUAUAAUGUUAGAAAUUUAACUAUAACAAAAGUAGAAGAUGAAUAUUUUUCAAACGCCAAUACUGGAGUUUAUAUUUCAUUGCAAAUACUGAUUUCUAGAAAAAAUCCCGAUCAUAAGGUUUUAGAAAUAGUUAUUUUAGAUAAGGAUAAAAAUUGUGCGACUUUUAUGUCUCCUUAUGAACGUACAGAGGAUAUUUUGACACCAAAUUUUGUAUAUCAAUUCGAAUUAAAUGGAAACAACUUUAGGAUUAACCUACAAGAGUUUGAAGAUGCAGAAACUUCUAGAGCUGAGUGGUUGGCUGAUACUUUAUUUCCAAAGCUUCUGAAAUGGUCACAAUGUGCUACCGACAAAAAGAAUACAGUGCAAUCGUUAUCUUUAGUGCCUUUAGAUGAAUAUUGCAUCUUAUAUGAUCGAUUGAAGAGAAAUUAUGUCAAAGGAUUGAUAAAAGAUUGGCUAGAAAAAGCAAAUACUGAUCCUCAAAAGUAUAUAUUUGAAGAUUUGGCAAUAGCAAGUUACUUAAUUUGUUUGUGGAGAGUUUUCGAACAAGAAAAUAUUAAUUUCGUUGAUUGCGGAUGCGGAAAUGGUUUACUAGUUUAUAUAUUAAAUCAAGAAGGAUAUAAAGGAUAUGGAAUCGAUAUCAGAAAAAGAUCUAUUUGGGAUAUUUAUCCAAAGGAGACGAGAUUAGAGGUAGGUAUAGUGACACCAGAUUCUACUUUCCCCGAGUCUACUUGGCUUAUAGGAAAUCAUUCAGAUGAACUAACACCAUGGAUACCAUUAAUGGCACUCAAAAGUACAACAAAAACCAAUUUUUUUCUACUUCCUUGUUGUCCCUAUGAUUUUAACGGGGAGAAAUAUAUUAGAACCAAUACUGCUGUUAGUACUUAUGCAGAUUAUUUGUGUUACAUUGAAGAUAUAUGUAAAAAAUGCAAAUUCAAAGUACAGAUAGACAAAUUACGAAUACCGUCCACUAAAAAAGUUUGUUUAGUCGGAGUAAGUAAAUUUUCCACACAGGAAGAAACUCGUGAAGUUCUUGAUGAUAUUAAACCGUUAAUAAAUAUAAAAAUGAACAAGGAAUUCAAACCAAGAGUUAAAGUAGAACCUGUAAGGAACUGUACUCAACUCAAAAGAGAAAUAACUGAUAAAAUAAUCAAAAUAAUUGUCGAUUUGUUGCUAAAAGAAGAAAAUAUAAUUAUCAAAAAAGACGGGACAUUUUGGAAUAAAGGAUCGAUUUACCUAAUUUCUGAUUUAUCUAAAAAUAUUCCUCCAGAAUAUUUGAAAGAUUUAAAGUCGCAAUGUGGUGGGUUGCAAACUUUGAUGAAAAAUUUCAGAUACAUCUUUGAAGUUAACAAAGGAACUGUAUGUUUGAGAAAACCUACAUCAUAUGAAGAAACUGGUGAAAAAUAUCGAGGAAAACCAUGUUGGUUCCAGAAAAAUCAUCCACAAUGUUGUUAUAAUUCGGAAAAUGAUUGUAGCUAUUAUCAUGUUUAAAUUCAAAUAAAACCUGUUUGUAAUA
Messenger RNA from Diorhabda sublineata, 1939 nucleotides. RefSeq names its product probable tRNA (uracil-O(2)-)-methyltransferase. Gene Ontology annotation, molecular function: tRNA (uridine) methyltransferase activity. The transcript is spliced from 6 exons. Bases 163 to 1914 code for a protein of 583 amino acids. The record is from RefSeq and is a predicted model, not a curated record. Gene Ontology annotation, biological process: tRNA methylation. Lineage: Eukaryota; Metazoa; Arthropoda; Insecta; Coleoptera; Chrysomelidae.